GUGGGUGUGAGAUGUGAUUGUAAACAAAGCUGUGAAAUAGUAAACACAGACACAGUCUUCAGACACGUGGCAAUCGGUGGUCAAUAGUGGUGUUCGUUAAGCGCUUUUGGAUCCGAUGACAAACCCGGACCCAAUCAAUUACGGUGAGAGUCUUCGGACGCGGGAACCGCUGUUUUCAUUCCCGACGGACGACUUGACCGCCUCUGACUUCACCCGUAAUCUCACGUUCAAGACGUACGAGUUGUCGAAGAAUCAGAUCCAGGCGGAGAUCGGAUUGAUAUCACCGCAAGAGUUCCGGUUGGACUGUCUGAAGAACAACGCAGCGGUCGAUGAGAUCAUUGAUAGCAUAAAGAUAACGCCCAGAAAAAUAAACGGACAUCAGUUUGAGCUGAAUGUCAAACACUAUCAUUACGUGAUCUCAUUUCUUAAGUAUCUUCAGGAAGAGAGGUAUCUGACGGUGAACUUCAACCGACUGGACAGGUAUAUGAUGAACGCGUUGAUUGAGAACAGUCAGCGCAACGGCAAUAUCAUGACAUUCAUCGAGUGUACAGUCAAUGGCCGCAAAGAGAUCAUCGAAUCGCUCGAAGACAGUGCGGAUCACUCCAACUCCUAUCAGUUUAUGCACAGACACGACAUGUUCACCGAUUUGACACAAAAUCAAUUGAUUGCCUUCUAUUCGGCGAUCAUUCGGGAGGGAAAGUGUAUUCUUUUCGGUGAACUCUACGGCAAAACCUUGACUUCACUCACGAUUAUGACAUACUUUCGGGAAGACUGGCCACUGGUUAUAGUGUGCGAUCGCGACCGACAGUCCCAUUGGUCGACCGAACUCUUGUUCCGUCUCAACAAACCCUCCGAUGAGUGGCGUAUAAAGGAGUGCACGACUGUCGAAGACAUUUACGUAUAUCCGGAACCGUUUCACGACAUUAUGAUCAUUAACUACGACCUCUACUAUGAGAUCAAAGACACGCUAAGCUUUCGGACACUUAACCUAAAGGCCUUUAUCUUCGAGGAUCAGUCCAGACAUGUCUCCAGUAGUAGGAGUUGGAAGAAAUUGUCCUCUUGUGUGGAAAAGGGAAACCUUUCCAAAGCUAAACGUAUUAUAUUUGUGUCCACCAAAGAGGGCAUUGACUUUAAUGCCGCAAAAGAUUUCUACUCAUUGGUCAAAAUACUAGAUCCCAAGACAUUUGAUGACUUCGAACACUAUUCCAACAGAUAUAUGGAGAAAAAGGAGCCCAAAAGGGAGCGAAAUCUAUUUGAAUUGGAAAUACUCUUGAGAUCCACUACUUUAAUACCAAUCGCCUUUUAA
Molecule: messenger RNA, 1306 nt
Organism: Medioppia subpectinata
Lineage: Eukaryota; Metazoa; Arthropoda; Arachnida; Sarcoptiformes; Oppiidae
Source: the annotation of a GenBank genome assembly